GUGGCAUGCAUGAUCUGUACACCUCGUGUUUGUCAUGUUGUAAACAUAACCUGUACCUGUUGUCUUACGUUAAAAAUAUUUUAUUUAUGAUUAUAGUUGAAACAAACAAAAAUGGGAAAGGUUCAGCGAUAUUUUAAUAAAACAGAAGAUAUUUCUCCAAGUUCUAAAACCUCUCCGAGUAAGGACACAAUAGUAUAUAAUAUCAAACCCAAAUUAAAACCGUGGGGUAGAAGACAAAGUGACAAAGUUAUAAACAAAAAGAAAAAAGUCGUGAAACUCCCAAACCCUAACCCUAAAUUCAAAGGCAAGGUUCCCAUUCCAAAAAAACGUCUCAAAAAGUAUGCAAGGGGUGAAGGAAUUAAUAAAACUGGAAUUAAAACAAAAAUUCAUCAGAAAAAAUUUGAGAAAAAAGAAAAAGUUAUAAAAUUUGCAGCUCAACAAGCGGCUAGAGCAGAAGUCUUACUAAUUGAAGAAGAAGGGUUUCUAGAAGCUGAUGCUGGUGAAACUACAACUCAGUUCACGCAGAAACAAAUAAGAGAAAAUGUAGACAUAACAGCUGCUAGUAAAUGUUUUGAUUUGCGUCUUGAAGAUUUUGGGCCAUAUCGCAUGAAGUAUACAAGAAAUGGACGUCAUAUGUUGUUGGGCGGUAAAAGAGGACACGUUGCUGCUUUUGAUUGGGUUACAAAAAAAUUACACUGUGAAAUAAAUAUGAUGGAAUCAGUUCAUGAUGUUUGUUGGCUACAUCUUGAAACUAUGUUUGCCGCGGCACAAAAAGAAUGGGUUUAUAUGUAUGACAAUCAGGGAAUUGAGUUGCAUUGCAUUAAAAAACUACAUAGAGUUACUAGAAUGGAAUUUUUACCAUACCAUUUUUUGUUAGCUGCAUGUAGUGACAUGGGUUAUUUGAGUUGGUUGGACAUUUCUAUUGGUCAGAUGGUAUCACAAUUUAAUUCAAGAUUAGGAAGAUUAACCAUGCUUACACAGAAUCCAUGGAAUGCCGUUUUAUGUGUUGGACACGUCAAGGGAGUUGUUUCUAUGUGGUCCCCAAAUUCUAAAGAUCCUCUGGCAAAAAUGUUGUGUCAUAAAGCGCCCUUAACUGCUCUUCAUGUAGAUCCUAGGGGACAAUAUCUUGCAACUGCUGCCAGUAAUAGAGAACUUAAGAUAUGGGAUGUACGAAAAUUAGAAGGACCGGUCCAAGAAUACAAACUCAUAACUGCUGCAAAUAAUUUAAAUUUUUCCCAAAAAAAUAUGCUAGCUUUAGGAAUGGGAAAUGUUGUAGAAGUGUAUAGGGAUUGUUGCACCACCGCGACAAAACGGCCAUAUUUGCGUCAUCGUUUUACGACAUCUAUAGGUAAUUUAAACUUCUGUCCUUAUGAAGAUGUUUUGGGAGUUGCAACAGCAAAAAGUGUUACUAGUUUACUUGUGCCUGGUUCAGGUGAACCUAAUUUUGAUGCCUUAGAAGCUAAUCCAUUCCAAACUAAAUCACAAAGGAAAGAAGCAGAAGUUAAAUCUCUUCUUGAGAAGAUUCAACCAGAGCUAAUUACUUUAGAACCUAAUGUUAUAGCGGAAGUUGAUAUUCCCACGCUGAAGGAUAAAAUAGACGCCAAACAAAAAUUACUUCACGUGAAACCACCUAAAAUUAACUAUACACCAAGAAACAAGGCGAAAGGUAAAGGAGGUUCCGCAAAAAUUGCUAAAAACAAAAAAAUUGUUCAAGAACAAGCCAAAAAAGAGUUUGUUAAAAGCACUAAGGAUUUCAUUCCAAAGUUGAAUAUCCAGAAGGAACAACAGAAAGAGAGUGGUGUCUUGGACAGAUUUUUACCCAAGAAACGCAAAACGUAGUGUUUAUUUGAAAUAUAUGAUUUACUGAAGAAUAAGUGGAAUUAUUUCUUCAACCAAGUUGUCUCUAUUUGCCACGUUGACCUGAAAAUUCACAUUGAAAAUUUUUAUAAUUUUAUUAAAAUAACAUACUGUGAAUAAAUGAUUAGAUGUA
Molecule: messenger RNA, 1990 nt
Organism: Zophobas morio
Lineage: Eukaryota; Metazoa; Arthropoda; Insecta; Coleoptera; Tenebrionidae
Product: WD repeat-containing protein 46-like
Exons: 9
Coding region: 112-1839 (575 amino acids)
Biological process (GO): maturation of SSU-rRNA from tricistronic rRNA transcript (SSU-rRNA, 5.8S rRNA, LSU-rRNA)
Cellular component (GO): small-subunit processome; 90S preribosome; nucleolus
Molecular function (GO): protein binding
Source: RefSeq, a predicted model, not a curated record